AUGGCCCAAGGCGGUCGCGCAAGCAGUGCCAUGCCUCUACUCCCUGGCACGAGAGCGUCCAACGAGCGCCUCGUCUUUGUGAAGAACGUGCCCAGCUAUGUGCCCGAGGAUCAGAUUGCCGAAUUAUUCGCCCCGUACAAGCCGCUCAGCAUAAAGAACAUCUACAAAGGAAGCAGCAUCACGACAAUUGUGGUUGGGUUUGGCUCGCGGAGCGAUGCAGUGCGCGCUCAGCGCAACACGGACGGGAAGUCGCUGGGCAGCGCAGUGAUCAAGGUGGAGAUGUAUGAGCAGCGAAGGUCACUUCGGUACAUAAAAGGUCAAGAGCAGGCCAACCUUGCAUCGAGCGCUGGGGAGGAAGAGGGGCCCGAGCAGCACGAGGAAGAAGACAAGGAGGAGGAAGAAGAGGAAGAGGAAGAAGCCCAGGAAGAAGCUCGCCCAUACUUCCCGCCUCUCGAACCCGUUCGGAUCAAGACACCCAAUGCAAUCCCGCGAGGUAUCACUUGGGCGCGCAUUGCAGGCACUCAGUUUGCUCAAGGAGCUAUCAGCACACCAGCCAACCUCAAAGCCGACGAUGCGCAGACACCCUCUUCAACGCCCAUCAGAACACCGCAAACGCCAGUAGAUAUGCCAAUCAAGCCCUUCAACCCAAAAGAUCAAGCACCAGACUCGCCCUCGCCGGCACCCAUGUCUCUCGGCGACGCCACACCCGACGCCAUCUUCGUACCGCCUACCCUCGACGCGCUUAGCAACGCAGAUGGCGAGAGCGAAGCAGAAUACGGACUCAGGCGGUGGACAGAGAUCCUGGGCUGGGCACAGAACAAUACUGGCGAUAAUACGUAUGCCACGCACGCUCCCGCCGAGCCUUUUGGCACAACGGCGCGUAUCCAGUACCGGCAUAGCCGAGACUGUGCUUUUUGCAGAAAGAGAGAGAGACGAUGA
Messenger RNA from Exserohilum turcica Et28A, 939 nucleotides. RefSeq lists its product as uncharacterized. The transcript has a single exon. Gene Ontology annotation, molecular function: RNA binding. The record is from RefSeq and is a predicted model, not a curated record. Bases 1 to 939 code for a protein of 312 amino acids. NCBI's taxonomy places the organism in Eukaryota, Fungi, Ascomycota, Dothideomycetes, Pleosporales, Pleosporaceae.